AUGGCGUGGUACUCUAUUCUCCCACCCCAGCUCAUUCAGGUUGAGAGCUGGGCAGUUCGAAUCUUCUUCCUACUCGGCCUCAUCACCAUUGUUCCCUGGUGCGCGAUGAUCAUCUUCGAUGCUGGCCUCUACCUCUACCGAAUGAUUCUCUGGGAGUUCCCUCGGAUUGGCGGACGCGCUCGCGGACAUCAACGGCCACGCGCACCGAGCUUGACCGAGCGAGCGGAAGGACGACGACGCGCGUUAGGUCUUAAAGGUGUCGACAGCGAUUCGGGGGAUUCGAGCGAGGAUUAUCGAGGAGGGGAGUAUAAUGAGCUCGGGAGUUCUCAGAACAGGGAUGGUCGUGUUGAGAAGGAGAAUGUGGCUCAGGCUACAUAUGGAAAGGCGCAUUCCACGGAGGAUGGAGACGUAAAGCGAAGGACCUCCGCGCGGACAUAG
This is a messenger RNA of Penicillium cosmopolitanum, 438 nucleotides long. RefSeq lists its product as uncharacterized. The coding region runs from base 1 to 438 and encodes 145 amino acids. The record is from RefSeq and is a predicted model, not a curated record. The transcript is spliced from 2 exons. Lineage: Eukaryota; Fungi; Ascomycota; Eurotiomycetes; Eurotiales; Aspergillaceae.